AUGGGAAAAGGUGAUCGAUCAAGACAUCGAUCCAGGCAUCGAUCACGAGCUCGACGAUCGCGUUCACGGAGAGAUUCGCAUGACGAACCACACAGAAGGGGACAUAGGGACCGUAGCUCUCGAAGGAGUGUCCGGUCUAGGUCCAGGAGUUGGUCACGUCACGAAGAUUCUGAAAGGAAGGAUCGGCGUAACUCGGAACGACGAACUGAGAGGAGCAGUGAUUCUGAAAUUGCACGACUUGCCGAGGUUUUGACUGGUGUAGUCGGUUCGAACUCGAAACGCAGCACUCAUUUUCUGAACGAGAAAAUUAUACCGGAAUUCGAUCCUUCGACAAAAACCUUAUCAGCAUCAGACUGGAUAGAGAAAAUCAACGAUUGUGGUCUUACGUCAAAAGUUCAGAAAAGAUUACAAUUAAAAAAAGUUACCCGAGAAGAAAAGAGAACGCUUUUAAACGAGGUUAAAGGUGGUGAGACAUACAACUCAAAGAUAAGUGACGACGAGUUAUCGAGUAAUAGAGAAAGCUCAGUUGGAGAGCACCGCGAUAAUUCAGUAUGUGAUUCUAUACAAUUACAGACAAUACUGGAAAGAAUGUAUAGCCUUGAAGAAGAAAAUAGGCAAAGAAGAGCCUGUCUUACAAUUCUAGCAGGAGUAAAUUCACUGGUGCUAAAUGUCGUCGCAAGCAUAAUGCUGUCAAUCUCCAAAAGUUCUCGUUUAAAAACGUUGAAUCCAUUUUCUGAUGGUUCCGUUAUUCUGCGACUAGAAGGUGUCCUCCAUCAAGCUCCAAUUAGUACUGAUGAGAGAUAUCCAGUGAUACUACCUGGUAAUCAUUAA
Belonocnema kinseyi is the source of this 831-nucleotide messenger RNA. RefSeq names its product UPF0430 protein CG31712-like. The transcript is spliced from 4 exons. The record is from RefSeq and is a predicted model, not a curated record. Bases 1 to 831 code for a protein of 276 amino acids. NCBI's taxonomy places the organism in Eukaryota, Metazoa, Arthropoda, Insecta, Hymenoptera, Cynipidae.